This is a messenger RNA of Geodia barretti, 723 nucleotides long. Lineage: Eukaryota; Metazoa; Porifera; Demospongiae; Tetractinellida; Geodiidae. The record is from the annotation of a GenBank genome assembly.
GCUGUCCCCCUCACACGUCCAGACAUGCGUAGUGUGAGACGCGUACAGGGAGAUGGUAACUGCCUCUUUCGAGCAUUUUCUUACAUUCUGACAGGGUCUGCAGAUCAGCAUAUUGGUGUACGACAUGCUAUCAUUGACCACAUGACAAAUAAUGCCCAAUAUUUCCUAGGCCACCAUCUCGUAGGCUAUGACAGUAUUCAAAGUUAUAUAGCUUCCACAGGUAUGGACCAAGAUGGCACCUGGGGAACUGACAUUGAGAUGCUGUCUUUGGCACACCUGCUCCAGACCCCUGUCUUCUCAUACAGCCAGCAGCAUGGGCAGUGGCAGCGGUCUCCUCAUGAUGUCGACAGACAACUGAUGGAUGACAUUCACCAGAGGUCUAUUUUUCUACCUCUGCAGGUCUUUAAAGGCUGUGAUCUUCUGUCUAAGGGGCACUGGUGUCUCAACGUAGCUGACCUGUCAGAGGAAGGAGAUCACUGUACUCAGCUUAUCAGGGGCCUUAGCAGGUGCUGUGCACUUUGUCAGACCUGGACCCUACAAGCUUCUACUACACAUCCACUACGCUCUUUGGCCUCCACUUUUGACUUCAGCUGGGUAGACCUCUUCAAAAGAGUGAACUCCUUGCACAACAAAUCACAUUCAUUAUAAUUAUGUUGAUGUCUCACUUGCGCAUGCGCCCGCUACGCGCGAGAGGCGCGCGCAAGUGCGUAAAAAUUGCAACAC